AUGAACUUUUCGAGAGCGCUGACCGGCGAAAGAAAGCCCUCUCUCGUUUACUGGGAGAGAACGUGUUGUUUCGCUUUCUGUAACUGGCUCUCAACACGUCGCUAUAGCCGCCCGGGGUGUUCACGCGUUCCGCGGGUGGUCCAGCGCAGGCCGCGGUGCACAGAGCCACCACCGCUCUGCUCGGCGCACCACCUGGAGAAGAACACACAACUUGCGCACACGUACUGGCGCAGCGUCCUCGAACCCGGUGAUAUGGUCCUAGAUGCCACCUGUGGUAACGGUCAUGAUACACUGGCGCUCGCCGAAUAUAUCGGUGCGCCGGUUACGGGCACCCUGAUCGCCCUGGAUAUCCAAGAUAAAGCUGUGAUGCGAACGAGGAAUCGCCUGGUUGACAUGUUUCAAAGCAGAUUCCGAUCAACAGAGCUGCACAUCCACUCCGAAUACACGCAAGGACGCCUCCGUUGCCGUCUUUGGACUGAAAACGGCUUCAUUUGUGAACUCAGGCAGUUUCCCCACGAGCAGUUUCAGCGAGACAUGCUGGAUAGUUGGCUUGCUGACGUCAAAGCUCGGCCAACAUGGUUCAAGGUCGCUGCAUACAAUUUAGGCUACCUGCCCGGCCUAGACUCGGAUAGAAGCAUCCGCACGCGCGCCGACACGACCAUAAAAAGCUUGAAACUCCUUGAAGGGUUGAUUGCUCCCCGUGAGGGUCUCAUUUCUGUUAGUUGUUACACCGGACACGACGGCGGGGCCGCCGAAGGAGCCGCCGUGAUGGACUGGGCGCAAGCGCUGGACGCGUCUCAGUGGACGGCGGUUGCGCAUCGCUGGCUCAACCGGCGACAGGCACCCUCACUGGUCGUUGCACUUCACCAAGUCGCAUCUCGUCCGAGCACACCAUACGAGACGACAAGCGACAAGCACUAG
Cyanidioschyzon merolae strain 10D is the source of this 921-nucleotide messenger RNA. Its product is annotated as similar to rRNA methylase. The record is from RefSeq and is a predicted model, not a curated record. Lineage: Eukaryota; Rhodophyta; Bangiophyceae; Cyanidiales; Cyanidiaceae. The transcript has a single exon. The coding region runs from base 1 to 921 and encodes 306 amino acids.